AUGCCAGAAACGAUUACUCUGUCAAAACGGAAUCCGGGUGCGCGACUCGCGGCCAUCACCAGGGUCGAGACUAAAUUGCCUCGAUGCAUGCAACGUAGAUUACCGUAUGCUACCGCUGGCUCCGCGUCCGUAAAAUGUCAUCCGCGAUCAAGCCCGUACCGAUGCACCGAUCAUCGCAUACCCAAGAGACCGUACAGACUGGGGGUCGGAUUGUCGGUGACUAGAACUGGUCGCGAUACUUCAACAACAAUUCCCAAAAGCUGCUCUGACCGAUGUCCGCCCAGUUUCUUGGCCGUUGGUUCUCCUUGUUGCAAAAAGAGUCUAUCGAUGAUGGACUUAUCCCUGCCUGCCGUUGAUUCCGACAUCGGCGAUCUCAAAUCAGAGAGCGAGUGUUCUGCCAGUCGUCUUGACGAAAUCGUCGAUAGAAGUAAGGAUAUUUUGGGGAACGGUGGGAGCGCCUAUUGCAAUGGCGGAUCCUGGACGGACGCUACACCGUCUUCGGAAUCCGAACAGAGUGAAACUGUCGGUCUAAUCAAGGAUCCGACGAUCAAUGCGGCAAACGUAGUGUGCCGCGUGUUGGUACUGAAUGCAUGGCGACGUAGACGUGCCGAGAUCGCGCAGCUGGAGCAACAGGUGGAACACUUGCACCUGCAGAUCGAGUUUCUGCGCCGAUUGCUGCUCGCCGAGAACGAUCGGGUCGGUAGACUGAAUAGCGAAUUACAUCGCGAGAAGUCACAACUCGAGGAGGUGACAUCCCAGCGCGACGCCUUCCGAUCGGAAAAAGAGAAAUUAGAAAUUGAACUAAAGCACGCUGAAGAAGUCUCCCAAGAGCGAUCAGUCACUGUGGGAAAUUUGAAGAACGAGCUCUUGACCGCACAAGAUCAGCUAAAGGCGUUCGAUGCACAAAUGACGAAGGAUCGAGAGAAACUUUUGAAAUUACGGGAAGAUAAGAGAAUUCUUCUGGAUAAAAUAUCAGCCAGCGAGAUACUGGCAACAGAACGUAAUGCCAGAGCGGAAAAAGCGGAAUCUGCCAUCGAAGAGUUACAGUUACAAUUAGUGGCACAGGUAUCUCUCGCUGAAUCUGCGCAGGAACAACUUCAGUGUACCUCUAGGGAGCUGCAAAUCGCGAUGGCCGAGAGACAGAGAUUAGAAAAAUAUUUGAAAGCUAGCGAGGAUAAUGCGAAGACUCUGAGUUUACGCACGAUUUCUCUGGAGAGUCAGUUAGCUGAUCGAGAAGUUGAGCUCCAUCGCGUUGAAAUGGAAUAUCAUUCACAAAUGAUGGAAUUAAAUGAACUGAGAGAGCGAUUGCUGCGACAAUCUCAAGAGGGUGGCUGGAAUCGGAUAUUGCAGAUCGCUGGGAGCAUUAUGCGUGUAUCUAUUCUACGAACUUUCGCGUUUUUAUCCAGUGCCACUCUGCCAUUGCUGCCGUAGAUUAAGGAACUUAAGCAUGAUCACAAUUUUCCGGGACAUAAGCUGGUUUUAAUCGGGUGAAACCGAAUUGAAAUACUGUCCGUUUGGUGCAAAUGACUUAGGUCGAAAGAGGAGAGUAUUUUAUGAUCGACUGGCAAGGAUAAACGCUCGCAGGACAAUAGAGAGAUUGAUAAGCAUCAGCAUUUCGUACUACAUUUAAAAUAUAAUACAAUUUUUUUAAGUCAAUAUUUAAUUUUUGAGGAAUAGAGUUUUAUAUAUCCUAUGUUUAACACUACAUAUACUGUAAGAAUAAGCGAUUUUAUUAUGUCAUGUGGUAUUUAUAGGAUAAAUUUUUAUUUUUCAUAAAUUACGAAAGCAAGGAGCUAUACGUAAUAAGCGGAGACUUUAACGGAAUUUAUUGAAUAAAUGUAGAUAUCAUAUGCUUUUUUAAUCUAUACUUUUUAUUUCCUUUCAUGUAAUGAUAAACUGAUAAAAAUAAAUUACCGUCAGUAUUAUUUGAUGGUAUAUAAUCUGGCGAGGCUGUUAAGUUUCUUGCUAUUGCGAGGCGCGUAGUACGGUUUACAAUCAUUGGCCAUUCGUUCAUUAUUUUGUAA
Acromyrmex echinatior (Panamanian leafcutter ant) is the source of this 2024-nucleotide messenger RNA. RefSeq lists its product as uncharacterized. The record is from RefSeq and is a predicted model, not a curated record. Lineage: Eukaryota; Metazoa; Arthropoda; Insecta; Hymenoptera; Formicidae.